Messenger RNA from Brienomyrus brachyistius, 2631 nucleotides. RefSeq names its product RFNG O-fucosylpeptide 3-beta-N-acetylglucosaminyltransferase (gene rfng). The record is from RefSeq and is a predicted model, not a curated record. Gene Ontology annotation, biological process: regulation of Notch signaling pathway. NCBI's taxonomy places the organism in Eukaryota, Metazoa, Chordata, Actinopteri, Osteoglossiformes, Mormyridae. Gene Ontology annotation, cellular component: membrane. Gene Ontology annotation, molecular function: O-fucosylpeptide 3-beta-N-acetylglucosaminyltransferase activity.
UUCAAAGCACGCGCUUCUCGCCAGCCACCACUAGCACGGGGAUAAUUGUCUAAAUCUCAGAGUUUGUGGAGUUGCAGAAAUGAGAAUCGCGAUCAUUCGCACAUAACACCCAAGAAACCGUCGCGGUACCCACUUUAAGCUCUGCGUUGCAGAAAGAAAUACCGCAGUGAGCAGAAUGAUCACGGGGAAUGAAAGCAGUCGAUCGCGGUGAUUCGUGUGUGCGACGUGUAGAUCUACAACCAAAAGUCAAGACUGAACAAAAGGAAAGAAUAAGGAUGGAGUUGGUGGCUUGCUGAGUGAACUUUAAUCGUUGACGUCGUUUGCUAUUUCAUUCUCUUCGCUCACACAGGCUGCGAUGAGUCUGACGACUGCUAUUUAUAGGUUUUCUGCAUAGCGACAUUAGUCUCACUGGAGAAGAUUUUAAUGUAAAGUGACCAUGCACCAGUCUCUUGGGUCCCGCACGGUCUCAUGAGGAUGGACAGCACUGAGGAGUGCCAGGCUGGCCCUGGUGGUUGAGGCGUUUCCCGGAAGGAUGCUGUUCUCCCGCGUUGGUGUCAGUAAGCUCUGUUUCCUGCUCUCCUUGGCCUUCUGCGCCUUCCUCCUGCUCCUGAUCCCUGGCCUGCAGCUGCCCCUCCGCCACGUCGAGAUCCCCAAGCCUCGGCCCCACUCCCGGUCUCCCGACGGCGAUGCGGGGCGACCCGGCCAGCUGCUGGGCCUCACCACAGCACUUCCCCUGAACAUCAGGGCCCCGGCGAUGGGGGACGCCGGCGCUACGCAGCCAAGCGGAACCCUGCGCUCCGGGGGGGCUGAUUCCAGCAGCUCAGCUGUGGGCUCUGGUGGUACCAUUGCCGGAAAUGAACAGAACGGUCCUCAGGCUCUGGAUGGAGAUGCUCACCGAUCGGGUCCGGUUGGGUCCCAUCCCAGGGAUCAGCUGCAGCUGGGUGACAUUUUUAUUGCUGUGAAAACUACCAAGAAAUACCACAAAUCUCGGCUGGACCUGCUCUUCCAGACCUGGGUCUCCAAAGCAAAGGAGCAGACGUUUAUAUUCACGGAUGGAGAAGAUGGGGAGCUUAGGAGGAAAGCAGGGGACAACGUUAUAAAUACCAACUGCUCCGCCGCACACACACGACAGGCGCUGUGCUGCAAGAUGUCCGUGGAGUACGACAAGUUCAUCGAAUCGCAGAAAAAGUGGUUCUGUCACAUGGACGACGACAACUACGUGAUCCUUCCCAGCCUUCUGCGGUUGCUCUCGGCCUAUUCUCACACGCAGGACGUCUACCUGGGCCGGCCCAGCCUGGACCAUCCCAUCGAGGCGGCCGAACGGGUUAAGAGCGACGGAUCGGUGUCCGUCAAAUUCUGGUUUGCGACCGGUGGGGCUGGAUUCUGCAUCAGUAGGGGGCUGGCGCUGAAAAUGAGUCCUUGGGCUAGCCUGGGAAACUUCAUCAGCACGGCAGAGAAGAUUCGUCUCCCAGAUGACUGCACCGUCGGCUACAUCAUCGAGGCUCUUCUGGAGGUCGCCAUGACUCACACAUGGCUUUUCCACUCCCACCUGGAGAACCUGCAGAGGCUGCCCGCCAACUCGGUGCUCAGACAGGUGACCCUCAGCUAUGGCGGGUACGAGAACCGGAGGAAUGUGGUCAGCAUCGGUGGGGGCUUCUCCCUGGCAGAGGACCCGUCACGGUUUAAAACGGUCCAUUGUCUCCUCUACCCAGACACCGACUGGUGUCCCGGUAAAAAGCGGCCCUGACCUCUACGAAGUGUGCCAGUCUGGGUGCUUUGAAUCCCAUGAGCUGCACCCUUGUCCUCUGUAAUUUGCUCUUGACUGUGAGCUCCCUCCUUCCAGCUCUUUCCAGGAGGAUCUGCGUGCCCGUUGCCUGGGUCCGUUGUCUCGGUGUGAAAGGGUGUCGCACUUGCCUGUGCUUUUAUUGCAAAUUCAGCUGUUUGCAGCUGCAGCCAAAACACAGCAACAAGGAAAGUGGAUGAGUGAUGGAACUAUUUAUUUAUGCUGAAAUGGUCCCUGGUUCGAUAUUUCCAAACCAUAUAGAAUAAUACAAGGUUUUUAAGCUUAAAAGUUAAGGCAGAGAAAAAUGCCUGAUCUCGUCUUAAGAAUAAAAAUAUCUUAUCGACUAAGUUCAGAAUACUCAGUCCAUAUAAUAUGCAGCCCUCUGCUGCUGUCUUGUGAUUGUUACUGUUCUGCUUUUAAUAUUGUUCUAUUAGACAGGCUGUUGUGUUAAAUAUACAAAGGAUAUACUGGACUGUCUUACCUGAUCAGUAUUUUAUCUCUAGCUAUCACAUAUUUAAGAUAAAUUAAGGAACAGAAUGCUGAAAUCAGAAAUUUCUGUUUGUAAUUUACAAUUUGCACGCAAUUCACUUCCAUGAACUGCAAGCUUUUUUGUCAUGUUUUAAACGUGCAAUGUAUUUUUUUUUUGUUGUUGUUGAGAUUUUCACUCUGACCUUGAACAUUCCUGCAGCACAAACCCAAAGGUACUAUUUCACUGCAGGCCAGUGAAACUGAGGAUUGCACCUCUGAUUUUUUUUUUCCCUAUUUUAUCCCGUUUUAUUACUUUUUCUGUUGUACAUCUUUUGCAUUUAAUAAAGUGUAGCAGGCCGAAUGCCAAAUGCACUCCUUCA